Trichoderma atroviride IMI 206040 is the source of this 3471-nucleotide messenger RNA. RefSeq lists its product as uncharacterized. NCBI's taxonomy places the organism in Eukaryota, Fungi, Ascomycota, Sordariomycetes, Hypocreales, Hypocreaceae. Gene Ontology annotation, molecular function: calmodulin binding; ATP binding; calcium/calmodulin-dependent protein kinase activity. Gene Ontology annotation, biological process: cellular response to oxidative stress; protein phosphorylation. The record is from RefSeq and is a predicted model, not a curated record.
AUGAGCCGCCAGCAGCCACAGCAGCAGCCCCAGGUCCAGCCUUGCAGAUACAAGGUUGGCAAGACUCUGGGAGCUGGCUCAUACUCGGUCGUCAAGGAAUGCGUCCAUAUCGAUACCGGGCGCUACUAUGCCGCCAAGGUUAUCAAUAAGCGACUGAUGGCGGGGCGAGAACACAUGGUCCGAAAUGAAAUCGCCGUCCUGAAAAAGGUGUCCAUGGGCCACCAGAACAUCCUGACGCUGGUCGACUACUUCGAGACAAUGAACAACCUCUACCUCGUCACAGACCUGGCUCUCGGAGGCGAGCUAUUUGACCGCAUCUGCAGAAAGGGCUCAUACUACGAAUCCGAUGCGGCGGAUCUGAUCCGGGCGACUCUUUCUGCCGUCGCAUACCUCCACGACCACGGCAUCGUCCACCGUGACUUGAAGCCCGAGAACCUGCUCUUCCGCACCCCCGAGGACAAUGCAGACCUGCUCAUCGCCGACUUUGGCCUGUCUCGCAUCAUGGACGAAGAGCAGUUCCAUGUCCUCACCACGACCUGUGGUACUCCUGGCUACAUGGCUCCCGAGAUUUUUAAGAAGACGGGCCAUGGUAAGCCCGUUGACCUGUGGGCCAUCGGUGUCAUCACCUACUUCCUUCUCUGCGGCUACACCCCCUUCGACCGAGACUCCGACUUUGAGGAGAUGCAGGCCAUUCUCAAUGCCGACUACAGCUUCACUCCGGUCGAGUACUGGCGCGGCGUCUCCUCUCACGCAAAGGACUUUAUCCGGCGAUGCCUCACCAUCGACCAGGACAAGCGCAUCACCGCCCACGAGGCCCUUCAGCAUGCCUUUGUCGCCGGUCUCGCCCCUUCAGACGGCGCCGGCGAGAACUUGCUGCCCACGAUCAAGAAGAACUUCAACGCGCGGCGCACGCUCCACGCGGCCAUCGAUACCGUCCGCGCCAUCAACAAGCUACGCGAGGCUCAAAAUCUCAUGAUGGACGGCGCUCGUUCCCAAGAGCCUACACGCAACCGCGGCGCUGGCCCGAACAUCCCUGCUCCUGUCAACGGCGUUCGUAAAGACGACAGCGCCAUAUCCAUGGGCUCCAGCCAGGGUAAUGACAGCGAAUCCAGCGCAAACAGGCCAACCGACGAUGUAGUCAUGGGCAACACAACUCCUGCCUCUGACGUGCCUGCAGCACUACAACCGGGCAACAUGGCGAACCGUCUCGUGCAAACAAGCAAGGGCCUCUGGAACCCCGAGGUUGCCAGGUAGCUUACCUCUGCCAUAUAGAUAUGGCAACACGCAUUUCUUUUUGGCAUGCCAGCGACAAGUAGCGAGAGAGAGAAAAUAUCUCUAAAGGGAGAACAUGAGUAUGUGUGCACCGGCGCUGGCAGCCCACUUGAUACCCAACCAUGUUUCUCAUAGAAUCUACUUGAGGGGGGAAGAAGGUUUCUCUAUUUUGUGCUUUCCCAACUAUGAGAGAAUGAGGUGAUGGAUUUGAUAUAUCGCUUUUUUUUUCUUCUUUUCUUUUCUGGAAUGUUCCCUAUUGCCUCCAUCAUAUGCCUGCAACAAAAAAAAACUGAAUUUGAACAUUUCUCCCUUCCAUUUUAUAUUCGUUUCUCUUCUUUCUUUAUACUAUGCUCGGUUUUCAUCCUUGUUUGUCAAAGUCAUGGGAAUAUAAUGGGACUCUAUUUUUUCUUCUUCUUUCUUUUAUAUAUAACGCCUGUCGUCUCUGAGUAGUAGAAACCAAAGACAAAGUUAGUCAAGUGAGAAGGGAGAGAGAGAGAAAGGGGAGAAGGCAUAAGGGAACAUAUAUGGGCUAUAUGUAGCAAUGGAAUUGAACGCCUAAUUUUGAGUAACGAGUGGAAAAUAUAUAACAACACUGCUUAUCUGAAACUACUUGGUGACUCUUAUCUAGAGAAAAUAUCGUGGUUUGAAACAGACUUACGUACAACGUGAUGAAUUGUCACGCCAUGGUUUGAGACUCAUGAUUGAUCGAUAUCGAGGCACAUUUUACUCCAUUCAGUUCAUUUGAUAUCAUUCAUAUCGUUAGUAUCGUUUGAUUUCUUUUCACUCGGUAUCAUUCAUCACGCAGAAAUUGAAAUUUGGCUUUCAUCUUUUUUUUAUUCAUUUGUUCAUUUGUGCCUUUUGUUCAAAAGGUUGAGCGAGCGGCAUCUUUGGUAUCUUCUUCGCCAUAGGCCUAGUGUAACUCUUUCCCAAGACCGCCCCCUCCUUCGUGUCUGAAAGCCAUACCCAUUAUCAUCGAUACGGAUGCGUCUCUCCCAGCUCAUUGCUUUCGUCAGUGGCCAUCCCAUCCUCAUGGCUCACUUAGCGAGCGUUCAGUGCAUGUACUCAAUCCUAUCCAUCCUCCAUGCACGGAUUAUCCACUUGGUAUGUAUACAUUACGUACUCUAUCAUUUGAAGUAGUAGUACCCUUUCCUUUGUCGAAUAUAUGCAGUCGAAUCAUUUGACAGGUUCGAAUGGAAAAUAAGAAUAUCCUUUUCUUUCCCGUGAUUCCCCGAUCCAGACUCCCAUCCCUCCAGUAUUAAAUAUUCGGUAUCCGGUUUGGUAAUAACGAAACCGGAUUUGACCCCCCACCCUUUCACCAAGAAUAAGAAAAAAAAAAGCCAACACCACAUUGCGCCAUUUCGCUGUGCCGAUGAAUGCCAAAGAUGUUUAGAAAAAAGGCUGUGCUGCCAAAUAUUAAUUACGAAUUUUGAAUUGAAUCAUAAGCAGGUUCGUAACGCUCAGACAUCCCGUCGUAUUAGGUGCCGAGUUGAGAGAUAUAAGAGAUGGAAGUAGUGAAAAAAUUUGUAUCGUCGAGUAAAGUGAAUUUCCGACGGGAUCGGAUGUCAAAAAUUAUUACCGCGAAAUGACAACCUCGCUUAAAUCAACGUCCCGUGGUGGGAUAUGUCCAUCCCAAUUCUGCCCGUCGCCGGUCAGAUCCAUGAUUCCGGGAGUAGAAGCUUCGGAAGUGGUAGGGCUGAGAGUGCCGCUGCUGGAGCUGCUGGCGACAGUCCAUCCGUCGCUGGAGUUGGAGCGAUGGUGGUCGAUGAAUCCAAGGCUAAAGUAUCGGCCAGUCUCCUCGUCUUGGACCUUGUGGCGGUCGCCGACUUCGACGUAAUCGUACUCCCAUCGGGUAAGCUUGUCGGCCUGGCGUUGCGGCAGCCACCUAGCACGGCAGUAGUAGUAAAACGCAGAAGCGAUAAGACCACCAGUCACCAGAUCGAUGGCAUAGUGGUGGCUCAGGUACAUGGUUGCCCACCAAACCCAGCCGGCGUAAGCUGCAAAGAAGAACUUGAACUGAGGGAAGCAGUGGCUCAUGAACAGGGCCUCGAGAACGGCGUUGGCAGCGUGGAGAGAGGGGAAAGCACCAAAUGGUAGAGGGGCGUUGGUGAAGUUGGUAGUGUAGAGGUCGAUACCAAAAAUCGCGUCAACACGAGCCAAUCCAGCGGGCGAUCCAUGCAUGCCGUAGGCGGCGGGAACAAG